Castor canadensis (American beaver) is the source of this 3898-nucleotide messenger RNA. Its product is annotated as HLA class I histocompatibility antigen, alpha chain G-like. Gene Ontology annotation, cellular component: external side of plasma membrane. The record is from RefSeq and is a predicted model, not a curated record. NCBI's taxonomy places the organism in Eukaryota, Metazoa, Chordata, Mammalia, Rodentia, Castoridae. Gene Ontology annotation, biological process: antigen processing and presentation of endogenous peptide antigen via MHC class Ib; immune response; antigen processing and presentation of endogenous peptide antigen via MHC class I via ER pathway, TAP-independent. Gene Ontology annotation, molecular function: signaling receptor binding; peptide antigen binding.
CCUAUUUCCCAUUCUCAUUGCGUGUUAGGUUUAAGCCAAUCAGCGUCGCCGCGGUUCCGGUGAUGAUGAACACUGCAUGCACAGAAUUCACAUUAUAGCCAGUCCCUCGGGGUCUGGAUCAUGGGACUUCGAACCCUGUUCCUGCUGCUUUCGGGUGCUCUGACUCUGACCAAGACCUGGGCGGGUUUCCACUCCCUGCGGUAUUUCCACACCGCGGUGUCCCGGCCCGGCAGCAGGGAGGCUUUCUACACGUCGGUCGGCUACGUGGACGACACGCAGUUCGUGCGCUUCGACAGCGACGCCGCGAACCCGCGGGUGGAGCCGCGGGCGCCGUGGGCCGAGCAGGCGGGGCCGGAGUACUGGGAGCAGCAGACGCGGAUCGCUGAGGCCCACGCGCAGAAACUGCGCUCCAACCUGCGCGCCACCCUCAGCUACUACAACCACAGUGAGGACGACGCCCAUUCCUUACAGUGGACCUCUGGCUGUGACCUUGGGCCUGAUGGGCGCCUUCUCCGCGGGUACGAGCAGUUCGCCUACGACGGCGACGAUCACAUCUCGCUGAACGAGGACCUGCGCUCCUGGACCGCGAUGAACACGGCCGCUCAGAUGACGAGGCGCAAGUGGGAAGCGUCGGGAGAUGCGGAGCACUACAGGGCCUACCUGGAGGAGGAGUGCUUGGAGUGGCUCCGCAGAUACCUGGAGAAGGGGAGGGAGGCGCUGCUGCGCACAGACCCUCCAAAGAUGCACAUAACCCACCAUCCUAUGUCUGACUAUAUGGUCACCCUGAGGUGCUGGGCCCUGGGUUUCUACCCUGCGGAGAUCACCCUGACCUGGCAGCAGGAUGGGGAGGACCAGACCCAGGACAUGGAGCUUGUGGAGACCAGGCCUGCAGGGGAUGGAACCUUCCAGAAGUGGGCAGCUGUGGUGGUGUCUUCUGGGCAGGAGCAGAGAUACACGUGCCAUGUGCAGCAUGAAGGGCUGCCUGAGCCCCUCACCCUGAGAUGGGAGAGGUCUUCCCAGUUCUCCAGCACCAUCAUGGUAAUUGUUGUUGGCCUACUUGUAGCUGUGGUCAUUGGAACUGUCGUGAUUUUUCAGAAGUGGAGAAAAAAGAGAACAGGUGGGCACAAUAAAUAUGACCAAUAUCACAUGGCUUGUCGAGUGUGACGUGGCUGCCUUGUGAGUGACACCAGAUUAGCUCUCACUCCAACUUUGUGACUUCAGAAGCCCUGUAUUCUCUUUCUGCAAAGGUGUUUGCCAGUUGCUUGGCAAAAUGUGAAGAGGUGGGAGACCAGCCCGCUGCUGCCCACCUGGACCCAUGUCCCUCCCCACAGGACCUGUAUUCCCUUCCCUGCCUGACUUUCCUGUUCCAGCAGAGAGGAAGCUGGGAUGUCUCCAUCCCUGUGCUAACUUCGUGUUGCACUGAGCUGCAUCUUUUUACUCCCUACUGAAAUAAGAAUCUGGGUAUGAACUUAUUUUCCUCAAGUUCUUGCCAUGUGUUGAGAUUGAUGAGUUGAUUAAAGGAUCUUAAGAUUCCAAAACUUGAGAUAAAAUAGGUACAAGUACUGAGAACCUUCAAGAAUCCAUGUGUGUGUUGUGCCCAGGGUGUUGCAGAUAGGGACAGGAGAAGGCUGAGGAGCUGGAUGUGGAUAAGGCUGUGGCCAGACAGUACUUAGUCCUGUGUGGCUUUGAUGUGGUCACUCCUUAUCUGCAUAAUCUUUGCUGAUCUUGUUGGUAGAGCCUUAUCUACCAGGGCCUGUGACCACAGGAACUCAGACAUUGCCUGGGCUUGAUCCUGUCUCCAGGGUUAUGGGUUAGUUAUGUGUGGCUGGAUUAACCAGGUCUCAGCUCCCAUCUUGUAUGUCUCAUUUUUGUUUCUUUGUUCUAUAGAGAAUUAUGCCUGUUGUUCUUGUGAAUAAGUUCUGGUCUUUUUUUCCUCUGAGUGUUCCUGUCUCUGACAGCAGCAGCUGUCUUCGGUGGCCCCUAUACACUGGAUACUCUGUGCUAUCAAGAGACAAAUUUUGAGAUCGGGAGAAUUGAGGUCUGAGGCAAGUUAUGGCAAAAAGCAUGAGACCCUAUAUGAAAAAAUAACUAAAGGAAAAGGGAAUGAGUGCAUGGCUCAAAUGGUAGGCAUUUGCCCUAACAAGCACCAGGCCCUGAGUUCAAACCCCAGUACUGCCAAAAAAAAAAAAAAAAUUUCAAACCUGCCAGUUCUUGCCUCUUCUAGGACUAUUUCCUAUUCUUUCCAUUCCCUGCCCCCCACCAUUUAUUACUUUUUUGGGCAGUAUAGUGUUUUGAACUCAUUGUCUCAUGCUGGGUAAGCAGUUACUCUACCACUUGAGGCACUCCAUGAGCCCUUUUUUGUGUUGGGUAUUUUUGAGUUAGGGUCUCACAAACUAUUUGUCUGGGCCAGCCUCGACCUAUGAUCCUUCUGAUCUCUGACUCCCAACUAGUUAGGAUUAUAGGCAUGAGCCAUAGGCACCCAGCUUCCCUCAACCUUUUUUUAAUGAACUAGAUUCUGAAAUCAGCAAAGAGCAGGGGUCCUGUUGUUUCUCUCUUUAGAUUGAUGCUAUUCUGUUUUCAUUCUUUUCUCACCUACCUUCUUUUCCUGCUCUUAGCUCUAAUAACCCUAGUGCUGGUUCUUGUCUAAACUCACAAUUUGUAAAGAAGAGUCAAUUUAUAUUCACACUUGGUAGGUAAUAGGAUCACCUACCUAGGAUGUUUUUUUCCAAAAAAGGCCAAUGAAAGUGUAUGCUGUGGAGUACAAGAGGGCUGAUGAGGGAGGGCAGCCAUUGUGAGAAAAGUCCCGGUGGCCCUGACUGCAGUGUGAGAGGGAGGACCUUGUGCUGCAGCAGCCAUAAAGCUGCCUUUGACCUGAAGCUCCAUUAAUAAAGACAGUGUCUGUAGAAGAGGGAGGGGUCUGCAGAUAUUUGUUGUGUGACAGAUGUGUGACACUAUUUCUGAACCUGGGAAACAUAAGUGGAAUAGAAAUAGACAAAGCUGAGGAGCCUGUGGUCUAAUGGGUGGAGCCAGAGGACAUGUUCUAAGUACAUUAGCAAGUGCUAAUGUUAGGAGGAAGCAAGUGGCAAGUGCAAGUACUAGUGGGAGGGGGAGGGCAAAUGAAAAGGGUAAAGGAAGGUGAAUAUGGUGAUUUAUUUUCUACACAUGUGUGAACAUGUAUGAACACACUUAUUCUCUACAUAUGUUGAAACCUGUCAAAGUCACUUUAAGAAGGGGCAGGAGGCUGGAGAAGUGGCUCAAGUGGUACAGCACCUGUCUAGCAAGCAUGAAGUCCUGAGUUCAAACACCAUUACUGCAAAAAAAAAAAAAAAAUAGGGGGAGGAGAAAGAGAAGAAUAAUGAAGGGAGCAUACUAAACUGGAGUACACUAUAUGCAUAUGUGGAAAGGUCACAAUGAAACCCCCAUACAACUAUUAUAUACUAAUAAAAACAUUUAGAAAAAGCCAGAAGCCAAGACUAACCCAAAUAAAAACAAUGAUAUGAAUAAAUUAUGGUAUGUUCAAACAGUAGACUAUCACACAGAAAUAAAAAAGAAUGAAUCGGAGCUAUACACAAGAACAUGAAUGACUCUCAUAGAUUUAAGUUCAACUGAAAUAAGAUAAACAUGAAAGAGCAUACAUUUCUCAAUUUAAAUGAGGUUCCAAAACAGGCAUGAGUGGUUUAUGACAGAUUUCAGAAAAAAAAUAUUAGCUUUGAGGAAAAGUAUUGACUGAAGAGAGCUUUCUGGGAUGCUUAAAUGUGCUUUAUGUUCUAUGGGUGGUAUUAUACAAGUAUAUAUGCAAAACUUUAUUCAGAUGACCUAUACAUAUAUGGUAUGUAUACUUAUCUGUUGAUUGUAAGUUAUACCUCAAUAAAUAUAUAAAAAACUGAAAAAAGAAGGU